This is a messenger RNA of Neltuma alba, 2196 nucleotides long. RefSeq lists its product as uncharacterized. Gene Ontology annotation, molecular function: DNA helicase activity. Gene Ontology annotation, biological process: DNA repair; telomere maintenance. Lineage: Eukaryota; Viridiplantae; Streptophyta; Magnoliopsida; Fabales; Fabaceae. The transcript has 5 exons. The record is from RefSeq and is a predicted model, not a curated record. The annotation marks the transcript as partial.
AUGGCAUUAUGUAGAUGGGCAAGCUAUCCAGAUUUAUUUAUCACAUUUACUUGCAAUCCAGCAUGGCCUGAAAUCAUUAGACUUUGCCAACAAGAUAAUGUAAGUCCAUGUGAUCAACCAGAAAUAUUGUCCAGAGUUUUCAAAAUGAAAUUACGAUCUUUCAUGAAAACAUUAAGGGAGAAGAAGAUAUUUGGGACAAUUCGUGCAGAAGUUUACACUAUUGAAUUCCAAAAACGAGGCCUUCCACAUGCACAUAUCCUGUUAUUUCUUGAUGAAAAUGACAAAAUCAAGGAUCCAAAAGCCAUUGACCGGAUUAUUUCGGCUGAGAUUCCAUAUAAGCAUUCUUCUUCUAUUCUGUAUGACUUAGUUAAGAAGUAUAUGAUCCAUGGUCCAUGUGGAAUAGUUAACCCAAAAUCUCCUUGCAUGAAAGACAAGAAAUGUAGCAAAUACUUUCCAAAAAAGUUCAAUGAUGUUACCACAGUUGAUGAUGAUGGUUAUCCCACAUACAGAAGAAGAAAUGAUGGAAAAACAAUUGAAGUUAAAGGUGUCUGCUUAGAUAAUCGUUAUGUUGUUCCAUAUAAUCCUACCCUUCUGUGCAUGUUUCAAGGACAUAUAAAUGUCGAGAAGUGCAAUCAAUCUACUUCAAUUAAAUACUUAUUUAAAUAUAUUAGCAAAGGCAAUGAUAGAGUUGUCGCUACUAUAUUUGAUAAGGAUAACAACAAGGAUGAAAUUGUUGAUGAAAUAAGGCAAUAUUAUAGUUGUAGAUACAUAUCUGCAUGUGAAGCAUCAUGGCGUAUGUUUGGAUUUGAUAUCCAUUAUCGAUUUCCUCCGGUUGAAAGAUUGAGUUUCCACUUGCCAAAUCAACAAUAUGUAAUUUAUUCUAAUACUGAUGAUGUUGCGGACUUAUUACAAAGACCACGAGUUAGUGAGUCACAGUUUUUGGCUUGGAUGAAAAUGAACAAUGAUGAUGAUUUAGCGGCAAGUCUUACAUAUGCUGAAUUUCCUAAUUAUUAUGUUUAUCAAAAAGAUAAACACCAAUGGAAACGAAGAGAGAAGGAGUUUGCUGGUCCAACUUCAUUUGAUGAUAUCAAAACUGUUGAUGGAGUGAUUCAUGAUACUUUUAAAGCUGCAUGUUUUGCACAUGGACUCUUAGAAGAUGACAAUGAAUAUAUUGCUCCAAUAAAAGAAGCAUCAGUAUGGGCUUCAGGAUCUCAACUUCGAAGGCUUUUUGUAAGCAUGUUAUUAUGUUGCUCACUGCAACAUCUUGACACUGUAUGGAAAGAGACAUCACAUAUACUCUCAGAAGAUCUACUUCACAUACCUCCCAAUGAUCCUGUCCUCUCAGAUAUUCAUAUCUCAUUGUUUGAUAAAGAUAAUAUGGCUUUGAAAGAGAUUAAUAAUAUUCUUAGAGCAAAUGGGAAGACUCUUCAUGAAUUUCCAUCUCUUCCAUUGCCAUCGAAUACUCCAGUCAUUCAUAUAGCGAACCAUCUGAUAAUGCAAGAGUUAAAUUAUGAUAGAGAGUCUUUGAAAUUAAAGACUACCGCACUCAUGCAGAAGUUGAAUGACGAGCAGCGAAUCAUAUAUGAUAAUAUAUUAUCUGUAACAAAUCUACCUCAGGGUGGAUUUUUCUUUGUUUAUGGAUAUGGCGGUACUGGGAAGACAUUUCUCUGGAAUGUAUUAAUUACAACAUUACGGGCAAAGGGUGAGAUAGUUCUUCCAGUUGCAUCAAGUGGAAUAGCAGCAACAUUAUUACCAUCUGGAAGAACAGCACAUUCAAGGUUUGCAAUUCCUAUUCAAAUCAUUGAAUCUUCUGUAUAUGGGAUAAAACAAAAUUCACCACUAGCUAAUCUGAUUAAGUCCACAAAGUUAAUUAUAUGGGAUGAAGCACCUAUGGUUCAAAGAUAUUGCAUUGAAGCAUUUGAUAGAACAUUAAAGGAUAUCAUGCACUCUAACUUACCAUUUGGUGGGAAAUGCAUUGUUAUGGGUGGUGACUUUCGUCAGAUACUUCCAGUGAUACCAAAAGGGCAAUCAAAAGAUGGUGUUACAAAUAUUGAAAUCCCUAAACAGCUGUUACUCACAAACUAUGACAAUGCUCUUCAUGCAAUUGUACACAGCACUUACCCAGAUCUUCUUCAUAAUUUAGCGUCUCAUGACUAUUUCAAUGACAGAGCAAUCUUGGCUCCAACAAUUGAGAUG